Lathyrus sativus (Indian pea) is the source of this 1590-nucleotide messenger RNA. The record is from the annotation of a GenBank genome assembly. NCBI's taxonomy places the organism in Eukaryota, Viridiplantae, Streptophyta, Magnoliopsida, Fabales, Fabaceae.
AUGAGAAGCCUAAUCUUUGAGGAGCCUGAAGCCAGGACUCCAGGACAUGCUUCAAGCAGUCUAAGAUAUGCCUGGCAAUCCAUAAGAGCCCCGGUGAUAAUACCACUCCUAAAACUAGCAGUCAUACUAUGCUCAAUUAUGUCAGUCAUGCUAUUUGUUGAGAGAGUAAGCAUGGCAGCCGUAAUUUUGAUUGUCAAGGUGUUGAGGAUAAAAAAAUACACCAAGUACAAGUUGGAUGCCAUGAAACAGGCCAUAGAGAGAAACAAAAGAUACCCCAUGGUGUUGAUCCAAAUACCUAUGUAUAAUGAGAAAGAGGUCUACAAGCUUUCAAUUGGAGCAGUCUGUGGGCUUUCUUGGCCAACUGACAGACUCAUAGUUCAAGUUCUUGAUGACUCAACAAAUCAAGUCUUAAGGGAAUUGGUUGAAUACGAGUGUCAAAAAUGGAUGCAAAAAGGUGUGAAUGUCAAGUAUGUAACCAGGACAAAUCGCAAUGGUUACAAGGCAGGUGCCCUAAAAGAGGGUUUAGAGAAGGAAUAUGUUGAGGAUUGUGAGUUUGUAGCAAUAUUUGAUGCAGAUUUCCAACCAGAUCCAGAUUUUCUUUGGAAGACAAUUCCUUACCUUCUUGAGAACCCUAAGUUGGGUUUGGUUCAGGCAAGAUGGAAAUUUGUUAACUCAGAGGAAUGUAUGAUGACACGACUUCAAGAAAUGUCACUCGAUUAUCAUUUUAGUGUCGAACAGGAAGUAGGCUCCUCAACAUACUCAUUCUUUGGAUUUAAUGGGACAGCAGGAAUUUGGCGGAUUCAAGCAAUAAAAGAUGCUGGAGGAUGGAAAGAUCGAACCACUGUGGAAGAUAUGGACCUUGCAGUUAGGGCAAGCCUGAGGGGUUGGGAAUUUGUUUUUGUGGGUGAUGUAACAGUCAAAAAUGAACUACCAAGCACAUUUAAAGCAUACAGAUUUCAGCAGCACAGGUGGUCUUGUGGUCCAGCUAAUCUCCUUAAGAAAAUGACAAAGGAAAUCCUCUUUUGCCAAAGGGUAUCACUUCUGAAGAGACUCCAUCUUAUCUAUGCUUUCUUCUUUGUGAGGAAAAUAGUUGCACAUUGGGUCACGUUUUUCUUUUACUGCAUAGUCAUACCAGCUUGUGUGGUAGUUCCAGAAGUCAAUCUCAAAAAGCAGAUUGCCAUAUAUAUCCCAGCAACCAUUACAAUUCUAAAUGCAGUCUGCACCCCAAGAUCCAUGCAUCUUCUAGUAUUCUGGAUACUCUUUGAGAAUGUCAUGUCACUCCAUCGAACUAAGGCAGCAAUUAUAGGACUCUUGGAAGCAAAUCGUGUCAAUGAAUGGGUUGUGACUGAGAAGCUUGGAAAUACUAUGAAACAGAAGAACAAUGUUAAGCCAUCAACAUCAAGAACUCCAUGGUUUCGAAUUACAGAAAGGAUCCACCCAUUGGAGAUUAUAGUGGGGAUGUAUAUGUUACACUGUGCAAUCUAUGAUAUCUUCUUUGGACAUGAUCAUUUCUUCAUCUACCUAUUGUUGCAAGCAGGAGCUUUCUUUACAAUGGGGUUUGGGCUAGUGGGAACAAUUGUACCCAACUAA